Messenger RNA from Oryza brachyantha (malo sina), 2543 nucleotides. RefSeq lists its product as uncharacterized. Bases 648 to 2030 code for a protein of 460 amino acids. The transcript is spliced from 3 exons. NCBI's taxonomy places the organism in Eukaryota, Viridiplantae, Streptophyta, Magnoliopsida, Poales, Poaceae. The record is from RefSeq and is a predicted model, not a curated record.
CCAGCCAAUCCCUUCCCUUCUCUGCCUUCGCGCUCGCCUCCGCGACGCCCUCGAGAUCAAACCCUAGCCUUUGUUAGGAUUAAUCUUGUUAUUUUAACAUUAUUGAGUUGUGUGAGUGUAUGCGUGAGUUAGUGUGAUUAGCGAUAGCCAUGAGCUGGGUGUAUUUGUUAGUGAUUGCAUGCAGCCGGUGAGUGUUGGCUUGGAGGGGCAGCCAAGGCAAGUCAUGGCGUGAGUAGAUCAGCUAGCUAGCAUGCAUGCAUGUGUGUGUUAGUGUUCUAUAUGCAAGGAGUUGUGGCUGCAUGUAUGGAGACGUGAUUAGUGGGUGAAUUAGUCAUGGAGUGAGUGGCUGGUUGUGCGGUCAACAUGGCUAGUGUGCUGCUGUGCGUGUGUGCUAUUUAAAGCGUGUAAUCAAUGUGUGAUUAACCCGUGGAGAAUAGAAGGAGAAGUGUGUGGUGGUUCACUGGUGUGCAGUGACCAGAAAAAUCUCUAGUCUCAUUGUUUCCUUGUGUAUUGCUUCCUCCUCCUCCAUCAGUGUGUUUCUUUGUGUGUGUUUCAUCGAGUGAGAAAGAGAGAGUUGUGUGCAAGUGAGUAGCUGGCCAUCAGCCUUCUUCCCUCGCUCGCUGUCGUCUCCUCCCACCAGAGCACGGAUGUCGUCACCACCGCUGGCCACGCUGUUCGUCGCCGCCGACGGCGUGUCCCACCCCGCGCCGGAGGGCGCCACCGUGCCGCCGUCCGUCUCCCCCGACCGCGCUGACGGGCAGCCCUCCCCACCGCCGCCACCCCCGCUGUCGACGUGGGUCAUCCUGGGCAGCAUCCCGCGCGUGAGCGCCGCGGAUGGAGAGGGCGGGCUGCCCGAGGGCGCCGACCUCUCCGUCGCGCUCGCGGCGCCCCCGCGCGUCGCGAUCCUCACCAUCUCCCCGCAAGUCUUCCCGGAGCCCCCCACUCCCCGCUUCUUCCCGUUCAUCCUCGCCGCCGACCCCUCGGGUCUCCUCCUCCUCCAGGCCAACCUGGGCUGCCCCCUGAGCCACGAGGUCGUCGACGGCCCGCGCCGCCAGUCGUUCCAGUGGCGCGACACCGCCUCGCGCUACUUCGUCCUCAACGCCAUCACCGCCUCGGUGUUCCGCCUUCCGGACCCCGAGGAACCCAUCCUGCACCAGGCCCUCCUCGGCCUGAUCGCCUCCCCUCGCGGCGGUGGCCACUACAUGGUCGCCGAGCUCCAGCCCUUCAUCGGCUGCGACGAGGGCACCCUCCUCUGCUUCUCGUCCGAGGUUGGGGAGUGGGUCGAGAAGAGCAUCCAUUACCCGCUCCCGCCCCGCCCGUUGGCCCCCAUCUGCGUGAUCUCGCAUCACGGAAGGCUCUGGUGGGUCGAUCUCACCUGGGGCGUCAUCACCAGCGACCCCUUCGCCGACAAGCCGGUGCUGGGCUUCGUCCCGUUCCCGCCGGACAAGGUGCUGCAGUGCAGGGAAGCUUGGGGAGUGACCGACAAGUACCGCUACGUGGGCGUUAGUGCUGGCAAGCUGCGAUUCGUGGACAUGUACACCCGUGCUCGCCACGACGCUGUUCGUAAGGUUAGCGUGUGGACGCUGGCAGAUCCGGACUCCACGGAAUGGACGCUCGAGCACGAGGCGAGGUUCGGGGAGAUCUGGGCCGAUAAGAGCUACAAGGCGACUGGUCUGUCGAAGAUGAUCCCCGUGCUCGCGCUCAUCCACCCCGAGAACCCCAACGUGGUGUACUUCUACCUGGAGGAGCACCUGUUCGGUGUCGACUUGCGCGCCCGCAAGGUUGUGGAGUGCGAUGCCUACAAGCUGGUCGCGCCGCCGAGCUACUGCAUUGCCAAUCGCUUCACUCGCGCUUGGGAGCUGCCACGGGCGCUCUCCUCAGGGAUGGCCAAUUGGUCUAAUGCUAUCAACCUGGCUGAAAAGGGUAAAGCUCGAUCAUCCCGGCGAUCUGUUAAGAAGAGUAGCAGGAUGAUGGGCUCGCCAGGGGAUUAUCACUUGGUGGGACUCACCAGGCAGACAUUCAUUGGAUGAUCGGAGGAACAUGGAGCAAGAGGUUAGGGCUAACUGUAUCCUAGGUUUAGUACUGGACUGAAAUUAUGGAGUUGGGCGUGGGACAUGAACAUGUUGUUGGCAUGUUUUGGCUCUCACUGGGUGCUUCAUGCACAUUAACUUAAACAUGUUCUUUUUUGUGAAUCAGAUGGCCAAAUGUCAACGAAUAAUGUUGGUUGAUUUAGCUGUAAUGAUGUAUCCCUCCUUGGAUUGAACGCUGUACUUGGCGUGAUGCUGCUUCAGACUUUUCGAGACUUGAGAGUCAAUUCAGUGGUCUACUGCUCCUUCACUUGUGUGCAUUUGGUGAUUGGUGUUCCCUCCUAUGCAUUGUUUGCUGAUCUAGAUCUUCACCUGUGGGACAAUUAGAACGAAAUGUGCUCCCAUGCUUUGUCCAGUGGUCAGGUCAGCCUGCACACGUGGGAAAAUGUGCUGAAUUUUUCAAAAGCGUGAAAAUUCAUUAUCACUUUCAACUCAGACAGGACUGUUUUUCCUUUC